Molecule: messenger RNA, 2573 nt
Organism: Corythoichthys intestinalis (scribbled pipefish)
Lineage: Eukaryota; Metazoa; Chordata; Actinopteri; Syngnathiformes; Syngnathidae
Gene: pdk3a
Product: pyruvate dehydrogenase kinase, isozyme 3a
Exons: 11
Coding region: 915-2132 (405 amino acids)
Biological process (GO): regulation of glucose metabolic process; protein phosphorylation
Cellular component (GO): mitochondrion
Molecular function (GO): pyruvate dehydrogenase (acetyl-transferring) kinase activity
Source: RefSeq, a predicted model, not a curated record
ACACAUACAAAAAAUUACUAUUUUAUGUGAAUUAACUCCGCCUGUACUUCGCGGGUUUUCAAUUUCCUCCACCGAGGGGUGGCACUCCACAAUUAACCGCGAAAAACGAUGGAUCACUGUAUUCAAACCGUUUUGUUUUUUUAAGUAAUUUUGAACGAUCCUUCCACUGUCCAAUAGGAUGGCUACAAUCCACUACGUCAUGUCUUUUUGCGCCAAUCAUUUCAGUGUACUGUCAAGAAAUAUCAUGUGAGGUUGACUCGUGAUUUUCCACUGAACGUGCGAACGUGCUUUCCAUGCGCUGAAAUAGACCGGAAACAAAUAAACGUGUUUAAAAAUAAAUGUUUUUAGUCGAUUAAUAUCAAUAUUGAACAAACAAAAACGGUAUACAUUUGUUGUCUUUGAUAUAAUGACGUUAAAACAACCGUGUAGUUAAUUUGGAAAAGCUAUUGAUUGCGUUUGAUCAUUUUUUUCUAAUAUUUUUCGAGUUUUUUGCUUUUAAAUGCUUUCCAUCAUAUAUUUUCGCGUUACAAUUUCGGAAAUGAUGAAUAAUCUCUUCGCUUGAAUUAAAAAUAGAAUGAUAAUAAUGAUAAUAUCAGACGAGAACUUUCGUGCUCGGGUUUUAUUUUGAAAACCCUAAGCAGAAGUUGCUGUCGAUUUUAACACUUGACCCCAGUUGUUUGACAGGUCCAAGAUGAACAAUGUAAACCCAGGAAGACCAGUUGCGAGAUUAUUGCUCCAAUAUCCAUAAAACCGUAUGGAAAAGAAGUGCCCGACUCGCUCCGUGUCCUUCGGGCCGAAGCUGAUGUCUUCUCCGCCGAGACGCAACCGUCGACACCCGGCGUCCGAUAGUCAACAUUUUUCGGGGGAUGAAUGCUCGUGCGUUUCGUGAACGUCAAUAUUAUUAACGCGCAAAAAUGAGGAUUUUAACGUCUCUGUUGAAGAACACCAACCCCAAAGUGGAGUAUUAUUCCAGGUUCUCACCGUCUCCGCUCUCCAUCAAGCAGUUUUUGGAUUUUGGCAGGGAGAAUGCAUGUGAGAAAACGUCAUACAUGUUCCUGCGAAAGGAACUGCCGGUGCGUUUGGCCAACACCAUGCGAGAGGUCAACUUGCUGCCCGACAAGCUACUCAGUCAGCCAUCUGUCCGUCUGGUUCAAAAAUGGUACAUGCAGAGCUUUGUGGAGCUGCUCGAUUACGAGAACAGAAAGCCGGAGGAUCCGCAUGCUCUGAAUGACUUCCUGGAGCUGUUGAUCGAGAUCCGGAACCGUCACAACGACGUGGUUCCGACCAUGGCGCAGGGCGUCAUCGAAUACAAAGAGAAGUUCGGCUUCGACCCUUUCGUCAGCAGCAACGUACAAUAUUUUCUCGACCGCUUUUACACCAAUCGGAUCUCCUUCCGCAUGCUCAUCAAUCAGCACACUCUACUGUUCGGUAAUGACACCAACCCAGCUCAUCCCAAGCACAUCGGAAGUAUUGAUCCGACUUGCUGUGUGGCCGAAGUUGUCAGUGAUGCAUAUGACACGGCUAAAAUGCUGUGUGAGAAAUACUACUUGGCUGCUCCUGAGCUCCACAUUGAAGAGUUUAACAUCAAGACCCAAAAGUCAAUCCAGGUCGUGUACGUGCCCUCUCAUCUGUUCCACAUGCUUUUUGAGCUGUUCAAGAACUCAAUGAGAGCCACAGUGGAGCUUCAUGAGAAUAGCAUAGAAGGAUUACCACCUGUGAAAGCAAAAGUCACUCUUGGUAAAGAGGAUCUGUCCAUAAAGAUCAGUGACAGAGGAGGAGGAGUUCCUCUCAGGAAGAUUGACCGCCUUUUCAACUACAUGUACUCUACUGCCCCGACGCCCAGCCUAGAGCCAGGAGCUGUCCCUCUGGCUGGUUUUGGCUACGGUUUACCCAUUUCGAGGCUCUACGCUCGAUACUUCCAAGGGGAUCUGAAGCUCUACUCCAUGGAGGGUGUGGGCACUGAUGCCGUUAUCUAUUUAAAGGCCCUGUCGAGCGAAUCCUUCGAGCGGCUUCCCGUUUUCAACAAAUCAGCGUGGCGACACUACACCACCAGCCCCGAAGCGGACGAUUGGAGCAACCCGAGCAAAGAACCGCGUGACGCCAGCAAGUCCAAAUACAAGACCAACAGAUAACUGUACACUCCUUUGCGAAUUACCAGUGUAGCAUCACACUGUCGUUAUAUAGCGGUGGGGAAAAAAAAGUCUUAUUUCUCUUAACUCCAUUUAUUAAGUACCGGUGACGCCUGUUCAAAUUUCUUUGUGUAUUGCGUGUUGUUGAGCCUACCUCAUUUUCGCAAUGGCUCCCUGCGCCUCAGUGAGUCAUCAGUAUCUCAUCGUCAUUCAAAGGGCGUUUUGGCUUCUCUUCUCGAGUUGCAAGGGUGGCGAUCUUUCUUUGGGAGAUACUUUUGACCGGGCACAGUAGUCGUAGAGUCUUGUUUCAGCCUGGUAGCAAAAAUAUUAACAACAAAGACGAUAUUUUGCUUUCCAAAUAGACUCAGACGAAGCCUUACUACUGUAUAACCCCUAGCAAAAAGUAUGGAAUCACCAGUCUCGGACGAGCACUCACUCAGACAU